CCCGGAAGUUAGAGAAGGCUUUAUGGUAGCUCACUGCAGCAGCACCCUCCUGUACUAAACAGUAUGUGAGCAAAGUACGCCUCCUUCUAUCUGCACCUCUUGUAGAGCAGUGCUAGUGCGGUAGUUGUGUAGUCGGUGCGGUCACAACCUGUGUGUUGGGAAACUUGUCUCCACUGGUCUACUGUAAUUAACAGCUUCUUUUAGGACAUUUACAGGGUAAACCCAGGCUUUGCCAGGCAACAUGGACGCUACAGGGAAGGACACAUAGGACACAUUAGUGUGUGACAGAUUUUGGUGACAUUUGGGAGUGCCAGAAACCUGUGAGGGUGUGAGAGGAGAUAACGAGGGACAAGGCUGUGUGUAGCUGUCAGACCCAGAUAAUGUUCAGUAACCGUCAGAAACUGAACAGUAGCCUGGCUCACAAUAGGCUUUCCUUCUCUGAAGAUGCCAGAAACUGAAACUAUCAAGAAUAUGUGUUUAGUUAUUAGUUUAGCUAAUUACUCACUAACUAAGAGCCAGACGGAGUGUAACAAGGUUUCUGCGCUUUUGUGGAUGGACUUGUGAUUAUGACCGUCAUUGAAAGUGAAGUGGACCAAAGCUAAAGCCUCAGUUCAGCUUACUUCCUCUAAAUGUGUGGAGUAAUGAUGUUGCAAAUGUCAAGAUUCACUACCAGGAAGCUGCUACAGCAGUGGACUAUCACCUGCAAACGCCAAGUAAGACUUUACCAGCUGUCUGGUGUGACUUUAAUGAGAUCCCGGAGAAAACUGGUCUGUAAAACUGUACUUGAAGCAUCCCUUUUUUCUCACGUCCGACCUGGAGCAAGUUUAGGUCCACAUUGUGUUUGGACACACAUCAGGGCCUCCACUCCAUUUGCUUUUUACUGCACGUCAACAGACUCCAAGCAAGCAGCAGAGCAUGCAGGUAGUGAGGUCAAAACCAAAGACAGACCUGGACGGAUAUCCUCAGAUGACUUCAAAAAGUUAUUGCAGCUUGCUCAUCCAGAGCGCUGGAGGCUAUCAGCUGCCGUGAGCUUCCUUGUUGUCUCCAGUGCCGUCACCAUGUCUGCUCCAUUUUUCCUGGGUAAAGUGAUCGACACCGUCUACUCAAACUCAUCUGCAGACUUUAGUGCCUCCCUGACCUCCCUGUGCAUCAUGCUGGCAGGGGUUUUCCUGUGUGGUGGUGCUGCCAACGCUGCACGUGUAUAUCUUAUUCAUGUCUCAGGGCAGCAGAUUGUGAGAAACUUACGUGAAUCCCUUUUUUCCUCAAUUUUGAGGCAGGAGGUGGGAUUCUUCGAUAAGACCCGCACUGGUGAGCUCAUUAACCGCCUUUCCUCAGACACGGUUCUAGUUGGACAUGCUCUCACUGACAACAUGUCUGAUGGUCUACGGUCAGUUGCUCAGGCUGGAGCUGGAGUCAGCAUGAUGUUCUAUGUGUCACCCAGUCUUGCCACCUUUGUCCUAAUGAUUGUACCUCCUGUGGCGGGCCUGGCAGUCAUCUAUGGAAGAUACGUGCGCGCCAUAUCUAAACAAACACAGGAUGCUCUGGCACAGGCCACACAGCUGGCAGAAGAGAGGAUCGGUAACCUACGAACAGUUAGGGCAUUUGGCAAAGAGCUGACAGAAGUGCAGACCUACGCAGAGAAGGUGGAGUAUGUCCUCCGACUGGCUAAGAAGGAAGCUAUGCUUACUGCUGGGUUCUUUGGAGUGACGGGCCUGAGUGGCAACAUGAUCGUCCUGAGUGUGCUGUAUAAAGGUGGGCUGCUGAUGGGUAGUGAGCACAUGACAGUAGGAGAGCUUUCCUCCUUCCUUAUGUAUGCCUUCUGGGUGGGCAUCAGCAUUGCUGGCCUGAGCUCGUUCUAUUCAGAGCUGAUGAAGGGGUUUGGGGCUGGGACACGCCUGUGGGAACUGAUGGAGCGGAAGCCUGAAUUUCCUCUCAAUGAGGGACUUGUGUUGAGACCAGAGCAGCUGAAGGGAGCCCUAGAGUUCCGUAACGUGUCGUUUGCUUACCCGACAAGGAAGGAUGUCCCCAUCUUCCAGAACCUGAGUCUGUCUGUGCCAGCUGGUUCAGUGAUGGCAGUGGUGGGGUCAAGUGGCUCUGGAAAAUCUACUCUUGUGUCCCUUUUGCUCCGUCUGUAUGACCCAGACUCAGGUAUGGUAACUAUUGAUGGCCAUGACAUCCGGACGCUGAAUGCUUAUUGGCUGCGGAGUCAUAUUGGAACUGUAAGCCAGGAGCCAGUCCUCUUCUCCUGCUCCAUUGCUGAGAACAUUGCGUAUGGAGCAACAGAUCCCAGUCAGGUCACAACACAGGACAUCCUACGAGCAGCACAGAUUGCUAAUGCUCAUGAUUUCAUUAAUGGCUUUCCCAAAGGCUUUGACACUGUUGUUGGAGAGAAAGGAGUACUACUGUCAGGUGGACAGAAACAAAGAAUUGCUAUAGCAAGGGCCUUGCUAAAGAACCCCAAAAUACUGUUACUAGAUGAAGCCACAAGUGCUCUGGAUGCAGAGAAUGAGUUCUUGGUACAAGAGGCCCUGGACCGGCUAAUGCAGGACCGCACGGUGCUUGUCAUCGCUCACCGUCUCUCCACUAUCCAGAAUGCAGAUGCUGUGGCUGUGCUGGACCAGCGGCAUGUGGUGGAGUGUGGCCGUCAUGCCCAGCUUCUCACCAACCAAGACGGUCUCUUCCGCAAGCUCAUGGAGAAACAGGCCUUUUUAAAUGCUGAGCAGAAGCUGGCUCUCGCCAAAUAGAAGAAGACAUUCUGACAUCUGAAGAAAGUACCAAUGAAAAUGAAUGUGUAUGUAAACUGACAUGCAGUGUCAGAAGAAAAGAGCUGUAGUUGUAUCUGAGUGCCUACAUGCAGUAUAAACUACCAGUCAAAUGUUUGUUUAUAGGAAGAUUUUUCUUUAUUUUAGAAUAUUAAUGAAGACAUCUACUUACUCUAUGAACUAACAGUGGAAUUAUGUAGUGAUCAAGAAAAGUGUUUAACAAAUCCAAACAGUUUUAUAUAUACAAUUUUUAACAGUAUUCCUGAGGAAGCUGUGCACUCCAGGUGUCUUCUCAACCAGUUUCAUGACACAGUUUCAUCCAGGAGGUGUUUCUUAAAGUUCCCAAACAGGCCAGGCUUCUCCUGCAUUCUAAAUAGGAAUUACUUGUUUGGGGAAACAGUUUAGUUUUAAUUAAACAUACUUGUUGUAGGUGAAAACUUAUUUAAAAUACAUUUUGAUUCAGAUUUUUAAAUAUUUACCUUGUGUGAGACAAAUUUCAACCAUAACUCUUUCUCAAAAUAUAAUUUCUUUCCCUCCCAUUUCCUCCCACUUCCUCCCACUAGGUUUUAAAUGUCUUUAAGACAAUGAAAAAUGUGUAUUCAAUCUAGUGUGUACAAACUUUUGACUGGUAGUGUGUGUUUACUCAAAAACUGAUGUCAACACUCAACUCCAUUAUAAGGUACAAAAGUGUAACAAACACAGAGGACUAUUAAUUUAAGACACUGCCACUUUACAUGCAGUAUAACUGGAAACUGUGCUUUUUUUAGUCAUCGAAUAUUUUAUACCCUUUCAUAUAGUAUAAAUAUUCCUAGUAAUACAAUUUUCAGGAUCAUAAUCAUUCUAAUCAUACAGUAGUAUGUGAUUCACUGCUCUCUUUGUUGGUAAAAGACAGGUAUGCUUUCAAUUUAUAAAAAGAUUUUGGGAUCUGGGAGAAGCUCAUUAUUAUUGUGGUUUCAGUUUUAUUGUAUAUAAUGAAAUAUUUGACCAUGUUUGCCUAAACUGUGGUAUUUCAGCUCAUAAACAAUUCAGCUGGUCAAUCCUGUAUCAGAGACUUGCACAUUGUUUAAGUAUGUGGAAAUGUCAGCUGCUGUAUAGGAGAAGGAUCCACCCAGAACUGUUGUUUUGCAGUCAACCUUCAAACUACUGGCCUUCAGCACAGGGAACAGUCCAUAUUUGCAAACACAAUGGAGAAUAGUAUGAAUGACCACCAAAAAGAAAAAACUUGAGAGAUGAUUAUCUGUGCGAACAUACACUAUUAGAGUCUGCAAUCAAAAUAGGUGUUUUGUAAGUGUGAUAAAUAGAAUAUUUCUUUUAAUCUGUGGGUGUAUUAUAAUGUUAGGUGUGCUAACUUAUGAAAAUUCUUUAUAUAAAUAAACUACUGAUUGAAUUAA
Pangasianodon hypophthalmus (striped catfish) is the source of this 4153-nucleotide messenger RNA. RefSeq names its product ATP-binding cassette, sub-family B (MDR/TAP), member 10 (gene abcb10). Gene Ontology annotation, molecular function: ATP binding; ABC-type oligopeptide transporter activity; ATP hydrolysis activity. Gene Ontology annotation, biological process: transmembrane transport. Gene Ontology annotation, cellular component: membrane. The coding region runs from base 630 to 2744 and encodes 704 amino acids. Lineage: Eukaryota; Metazoa; Chordata; Actinopteri; Siluriformes; Pangasiidae. The transcript is spliced from 14 exons. The record is from RefSeq and is a predicted model, not a curated record.